Penicillium subrubescens is the source of this 2736-nucleotide messenger RNA. RefSeq lists its product as uncharacterized. The transcript is spliced from 5 exons. Gene Ontology annotation, molecular function: GTPase activity; microtubule binding; GTP binding. Bases 1 to 2736 code for a protein of 911 amino acids. Gene Ontology annotation, cellular component: membrane; cytoplasm; microtubule. The record is from RefSeq and is a predicted model, not a curated record. Lineage: Eukaryota; Fungi; Ascomycota; Eurotiomycetes; Eurotiales; Aspergillaceae.
AUGUCUUCCUCACUCGAUGAGAAUGUUCUCAAUCAGCUGAAAGGUGAACAGUCGGAUCUCUUGGACAAGAUCGAUGAGCUGCGGACCAUCGGUGUUGGGAGCCUGGUGGAGCUCCCUCAGAUCGUUGUGUGCGGAAACCAGUCCAGUGGGAAAAGCUCAGUUCUGGAAGCUAUCUCAAGAGUGCGCUUCCCGGCCAAGAGUAAUGUUUGCACUCGGUUUGCGACGGAGAUUGUUCUUCGCCGGCACUCUCAUAACAGAAUCAAGGUAUCUAUCGAGCCAGGAAACUCUAGAGAGGAUGCUCAAGUGCGGGAAAAGCUCCGUGCCUUUACUUCGGAGUCAUUUUCUUCUGGUGAAGACCUUCCCGCUCUAAUUGAAUCUGCGAAAGAAUGCAUAGGACUAUCAAGCAUCGAGAACCUUGCCUCAAACUCUGGCUUUAGCGAUGAUGUGCUGAAAGUCGAAAUUUCCGGUCCCGAUCGACCAGAAUUAACUCUGGUCGAUCUUCCAGGACUUUAUUACUCCACAAGCAGUGAUCAGGGCGAGUCGGGAAUGAACAUAGUGCAAAGUCUCACAGAAAGUUACAUGGAGAGCCCUCGCACUAUCAUCCUGGCCGUGAUCAGCGCACGAAAUGACUUUCAUAUCCAGAAAGUGUUGGAUAUCGCACAAAAGUUUGAUCCUAAGUACGAGAGAGUCUUGGGAAUUGUUACCCAGCCUGACAUCCCUGGGGCUGGGUCAGAUGACGAAGAGUACUAUUUGCAGCUCGUCGGGAAUGAGAAGGUCAGAUUGCAGCUUGGGUGGCACGUUUUGCGCAACCGCUCUUUUGAGACGGCGAAUCUUUCAGAUGAUGCACGUGACGCUCAAGAGAAAGACUUCUUCGAAAGAGGCCGAUGGGCUUCCCUUCCUCGCGAGCAAGUGGCUAUCGAAAGUCUUAGGUAUCGUCUCAGCACCAUCCUACUUUCACACAUUCGUCGAAAUCUUCCUGGCCUCAUCGUCGACAUACAAGACAAGAUCUUUCGCAACGAGCGAGCACUCGCUACAAUGGGUACAUCCCGAGCAAGUGUCCAGGAGCAACGUCGAUUUCUUAUUGAUAUCAGCAGCAAAUUCGCGCGCAUUACUAAUCAGGCAUUGAAUGGGUCGUAUGUUGAUAAGUUCUUCGGCGGCUACAAACAUCAUACAGCGAACAAUAAGGAAUUCCCUUUCCGUCGUCUUAGAGCUAUUGUUCGUGAGCUUAACGAGUGCUUCGCCCACGCGAUGACUAUCCGCGGAAGUCGGCGGAUUAUACACCUAUCUUCGCAACCUCCUUCUGACGUACUGCAAGAGAUAUCAAAGCCAUAUAUGGAUAACUGGACUCCGAAGUACAUCACGCGAGAGUCAUUGAAAGAAGAAAUAAAAUAUCAAGCGCGCGAAAGUCGAGGGAUUGAGCUACCUGGAAAUGCAAAUCAGCUUCUUGUUGGAAGCCUAUUCAGAGACCAGUGCCAGCCUUGGAAGAAGAUCGCUGAAGCUCAUAUCUUAAAUGUGUGGAACUCAGUGGAGUACUUCGUUCAACUUGUACUGAAGUAUCUUAUCGACGAUCACACCCGUGUCUCUAUUAUGCGGCAUAUCAUUUCACCUAGACUGGAGAAAAUGAAGGAGAGACUGAUGGUGAAGCUCGAAGAGAUUAGCUCCUACUACAACCGCGGCCAUCCGCUUCCUGUGGGAGACUUGUUCCUCUCCAAAAUUCAAGAGUCACGGAAAACGCGCCAGCUCGCCGCUUUGACGGAAAGUCUCGGUAUGGUUCCAGCUGGCUAUUUCAUGGAGCCAAAAACAGUCAACUACGAGCAUUUGAAGCAGGCUGCGGACAAACUACACUCAUCCAGCGACGAGUUUGGUGCCGAGCAGAUUAUUGAUCAAAUGCAAGCGUACUACGACACAACAAUCAUAACCUUCGUCGAAAACGUUGCCAUCCUUGCAAUCGAGAAUUGUCUCCUUUUCCCUCUAGAAAAUGUUUUCUCCAGUCAAACUGUUGUAGACAUGGAUGAUGAGCAGAUUCAGAGAAUUGCAACUGAGCCUUCUGAGACCCAGAAGGAGAGGACACGCCUCAACGAAGAACUUGACAAGCUACGAAGGGGCAGACAGACACUUGAUGCCUACAAACAGGAGGAAGUUUCAUUACCAAAGCCCCCUAUCUUGGGUAACUUGUUUCCUCCUGGGAAUGGAGACUACCAACUCCACAAACUCAAGCUCCGCGUUUCAAAGUAUACGUCUCGCAGAGAAUUCAAAGACGCCCAACAGACACCAGCGAAGAACACCGCCCAAGGCCUACCUCCUGUGACAGACCAGAAGACCCAGUUUGCACAGAGUUCUCUGUGCGGCCCUCCACCGAGCGGGAAGAUGGUUCCAACCGCUAUCUUCGGGUCUGCAGCUCCAGCUCCUAGUUCACAACCAUCCAAGUAUCCACCCAGUUCACCUUUUGCGGCCCCCACGGGGCAGGGCGGGGCAACACCCAAGGGAUUUGCAUUUAAUAAUGUGACACCUGGUGGCUCUAGUUUGUUUGGCAAAAGCCUUUCUCCGUCUCCAUCACAACCUAAGUCUGGAGUCUCAUCACCACCUGCUAGAGUCAAUUUAUUUGGUACUAGUAGCGCCGCGCCCAGCGGAGCCGGAAGUGGUGGAUCUGAGACCUCCCCCUCUGGCCUCAGCAACCAUGCUCUAAAGAAUGACGCUACGAAGCCCCCGAAAACCCAGGGGUUCACAAAUGGGUAG